Messenger RNA from Thelazia callipaeda (thelaziosis nematode), 1098 nucleotides. NCBI's taxonomy places the organism in Eukaryota, Metazoa, Nematoda, Chromadorea, Rhabditida, Thelaziidae. The record is from the annotation of a GenBank genome assembly.
AUGGCUGAAGCGCAGUUGUUACCCUCCAUUGUUGAUAAUGUUCCACUUCGUCAGAAAGAAUUGUGCUCUGAUGAAAGGAUCAAAUUCACAGGAAUUGAUCUUACUGCCAGGUCAAAGAAGUUCCAGUUCGUUGUGUUGUGUUGCGCUGUGUUCAUAUUCUACAUUGCUUAUGGUUUCAUUCAGGAGUUAAUGUUUAAACUCGAUGGGAUGCAGUCAUAUGGAUGGCAUCUGACACUAAUUCAGUUUUUUAUUUGUUCUUUAUUAAGUUAUUUUGAGAAUUUAUGCUAUGGAGGCAGUUCUAGACGAAUCCCGAUAAAUAUUUAUUUGCAACUAGCUGCCUUUACGGUUGGCACUAUCGGAUUUUCAAAUGUUGCUGUUAGUUAUUUAAACUACCCAACGCAAGUAAUCUUUAAGUGCUGCAAAUUGGUGCCUGUUUUAAUUGGAGGAAUAAUUAUUCAAAAUAAACAAUAUUCGUGGAUCGAUUUUGUAGCAGCUUGUGUAAUGAGCUUUGGUCUUGCUGUUUUCAUUCUAGGGGAUAGUAAGGUAUCUCCUAUGUUUGAUCCUUUCGGGUAUACGAUGUUAUCAGUUGCUUUAGUUUUCGAUGCUGUGAUUGGUAAUAUUCAAGAGAAAACCUUACGCACAUACAAGGCUACUAAUAAUGAAAUGAUCUUAUAUUCUUACUUCAUUGGAUCCGUAUACAUUUUCCUUGGGUUGUUUUUAUACGGAAACUUUUCAGAUGGAUUCAUUUUCUUUUCGAAGCAACCACUAUUAAUCUAUGGUUACAGCAUAUUGUUUUCCAUAUCUGGUUAUCUUGGUUUAAAUACAGUAUUGAGUUUAGUAAGAACCCAAGGAGCACUUAUAGCCGUUACGGUAACCACGGUUCGGAAAGCAGUUUCAAUCAUUAUAUCAUUUAUCUUCUUCUCUAAACCGUUCACAAUUCAGUAUCUUUGGGGUGGUAUAUUAAUAAUAAUAGCUAUUCAACUUAAUCUGUAUAGUAAGAAUCGUUCAAGCUGGAGUCGAACUAUAACGUCUUACAGACGAGAAUCACGGUCAGGAAAAGUCAAACAUUAUAAGAGUAAUUUAACUCGGAAUAUUUGA